GACAUCCAGCGAAUUGUAGAGACACUAUUGUAUUGUAGCGUUUUUCGUCGUAUUUCAUACAUUUACUUCUGAAAACACGAUUUACAUAGCCGCAAAAUGGGGAAUAUGUUUGCAAAUUUAUUUAAAGGCCUAUUUGGCAAAAAAGAAAUGAGAAUAUUGAUGGUGGGUCUUGAUGCUGCUGGUAAAACUACUAUACUAUACAAACUAAAAUUAGGCGAAAUUGUUACAACAAUUCCAACUAUUGGAUUUAAUGUUGAAACUGUAGAGUACAAAAACAUCAGUUUCACUGUAUGGGAUGUUGGUGGCCAGGACAAAAUUAGGCCACUGUGGAGGCAUUACUUCCAGAACACACAGGGUCUCAUCUUUGUAGUAGACAGUAAUGACCGAGAGCGUAUUGGCGAAGCGCGUGAAGAGCUUAUGCGUAUGUUAAGUGAAGAUGAGUUACGAGAUGCUGUACUUCUUAUUUUUGCGAACAAACAGGAUCUGCCAAAUGCAAUGAAUGCAGCGGAAAUAACAGACAAAUUGGGCCUGCACUCGUUACGCAAUCGCAACUGGUACAUCCAGGCGACGUGCGCUACUUCAGGCGACGGACUGUACGAGGGUCUCGACUGGCUCUCCAAUCAGCUGAAGAAUGCCAACCGCUAACCAAAUGUGCGCUAUCAACUCACAGAUAAAUCUGAUUUUUGAAAGAGACUAUGGUUUAAGAUAUGUUAACUUUAUUUGCUAUGAAUGAAUACAAUGUAUUAUGUGCGAAUUCAUUAUGAUGCGUCACCCGGUGACCGAGCUCGCAUCGCAUUCUCGCUGAACUUCUGUGUAUUUUGAACUUAACAAUUAUAUGUAAUGUUCACUUUAAAUCCUAUGCAUUAUAAUAAUAUAAAACUAUUUAUAUCAGUGUACACAUUAACCAGGGGUCAUGCUGUACUUACUGCUGUUGUGGAAUCCACAUUUGGGAUGCGUUGUUUGUUCGAUCUCUGAUGACGUGGAACAAAAAUCAAAAUAGCGCAUAAAGUUCUGCAAAAUUACGAUUUUUCUUUAUAACUGUCACUAAAGUAAAACAGUGGAUUGUUGUACACUAUAGAGUGAUUGUGCAUUGUGAUGUGGAUAGGUUCGUAGCUGACUCGUGAUAUAAAGAAUCACAGCAUAACAUGUUUUAUAUGUAUACUAUAAUGUGGAAUAAGUUGUCGUAAUAAAGUAUUUAAAGUUAAUUCACAUAUACGACUUUAAUUCAUUAUUUUCUAUUAAUAUUAUUAGUGAGUGGCAGUGACCAAUAGGCAGGUAGUUUGCUUCCGUGUUUUCCUUGUGGUAUGAAAUUUAAUAAGGCUGAAAAUUUAAAGCCUAUCUAUUAUAUGUGGUAAGCAUGUAGUGUUUCUGGUAUGCUCAAUGUUGUUGUUAUGGGGAUGUGCCUUUAGUGGUAUGCCUCAUUCGGUCUGCACUGAGUGGUAUGCUUCUUCGGAUUUGUCUUACACAGUACACCUUGAGCUGGCUCUGGGAGAGUUGGAGGCAAUGUGUUAUAUGCUUCUUGGGAUGACACUCAUCGGCUGAAACCUAUUCACAUCAUUCACAUAUUCACACCUAUUCUCUGAACUUUGCGUAUCUAUAGACCUCCAUAUGGGGUUGUAUGGUCACUUAUUAAAAUUUCUGUGCAUAUAUUUCAUUUAUUAUUUGGAUGACUUAUUGUAUGAUGAUAGUUUAUUUUUAUUGAAGUUAAUUAGGUAGUGUAAGCUGUUAUAUGUUUUACAUUUGAAAACAAUUCAUUGGAUUAUUCUUCUUUCAUCGAAUGGCGGCUUGUUGUGAUGGACCUGCAUUUAUAGUUGAUUUCCCAUAACGGACCGAUAUUUAGUUUUAGGUAUUGUAAUAUGUAUUAACCACCAUGGUAUCUGUUUGGGAAGUGUUUCUUUCUACAAGGAAACUGCUCAGGACUCACAGGUUAUUUGGUCAUACACAAUUAAUUAUAAACUAGCAUUUUUAUAAUAAUUUAGAAGAAAUUGUUGAGACACAAUCGAAACAUUAUGUGGUAAGUGCGAUGGAUAGUUUUUUUUUUCAUGGAAAUCAAGGAGAUUAAAUGAAAAAGCGAAAUGUGACAUUCCGGUUUGUCUUAUGCUGUAUUAUGGAAUAAAAUAUCCUCACCAAUUUUGGGCUUUUUUCUGAACAAAACACCUUUUUGAAUCUACAAUCCAUAUAAAUUGCAUGUUUUACUUUGUUUAGUUACUAAGAUCAUGUUAUUGAGCAUAUAAAUGAGUAAACACUUUUUGAGACACUUAAAACCAAAUUGUUCUUAGUUUUGAUCUAUUUAUUAUAUAUAUAAUCUGCAAUUCUCAUAGUAAAAUAUAUCCCUCAUGCAGGUCUAGGUGGCUCUUUUGUCAAAUUUCAUUGAAAUAUGUUUUUACCAUAUAAGCGUGACCCAGAUACAAAUGUUAAUCCAUAAAUUGCACAAAUUUUCAUAUAUUGUAUUAUGAUAUUGUUAUAGACUUUUAGUAAAGGGUAAUGGGACUUUGGCCAAAUAAAAAAAAGAUCACUUAAGCGCGUCUAACUAAGGUAAAUUAUAAAAAAGACUUUUAGGGUCUGUGCCGCUAAAUCUAAUUUAGGGUUUGUUUGCUGUGUUUUUUAUAUUCUGAUUCUUUAUUACAAGUGAGUAGUGAAACAUGCCUUUGGAAAUAUUAUUACAAAAGGUUUGUUUCCUUGCAAUUUCUUGAAAAUACUUUAUUCAACAGUAGUGAAAAAAAUGAGAACAGUGGCCAGAGCUGCUCAUGGACCUCAUUUUACAUAUAUGCGCUGUAACUGUGCUUUUUUCCAAUACAAUCAACAAAAUAAAAUCGAUACACAAUUCAAACGUAAUAAACAAGUAGGUACAACUAAAGAGUUCGCAACGAUAGCUUGAUGUUCUUUGAAUAUUUAUAGAAAUGGCGUAAACAUACGCGACAAUCUUAAGUUACUCUAUGAGAUAAUCAUGCUAAUAUCUUUUUAAUAUAGUUCCUACAUUGUCUUGAUACCUUUCAGAAUUUAUUUGAAUGUAUUCACCCUUUGGCAAGCGUGAAUUCUUAUCAAACAACACAAAAGAUAGUAAAUGCGUAAGACAUUUUCAUUGAUUUGAUUGCCACUAUUAUGAACUGCUGGGAAGCUUUGAUUAUUUUGUAGUGUUUUAUUUACGUAAAAUAUUUAUAAAUAAAGCGAUGUUGCUGUGUGUGUAUUUUUUAAAUUAUUUUAUUUAAGUUUAUUAAUAAUUUCUAUAUAUUAAAUUAGUAGUUAAACUAGUAAGGGUUUUAAGUCGUUUAGAACACGUUUCAAAGAUAAUAUCACGACUUGUAGAAGAACAUCAGGGUGAUUAUCAAGCACUUAAUCCCUCUGAGAUUAGUGGAUGUUUAUGAUCCAUAACAUAUACCUACAUCUAUCCUCGAUUAAGAAUCAAAAUGUAGUUACGUCACCCUUCAGGACUAAGAUGGAAUUACUUUUUUAUUUUACGAGUACAUUGCUUGAUUGGAGCGUUGUCCUUCCUUGUUCUUGCCAAUUCAUAUUGCAAUUAACAGGUGUCAGGUUAAAUAUUUUUUUUAAAUAUUAGUUAAAUUAUAGUUUUGAGUUUGUAUCUUAAAUUUGCAAUUAUUCACUAUUCAAUUAUAAUAUAUUUUGUAUAAUUUUGCAAUUAUAUUGCCUUAGUUUAUUAAACCAGAAACAAAAGAAUAACGUAUUGUCCCCAUAACAACUUAAUAUGGUCUCGAAUUUUUUAAGCUUGUUGUAUUGUAGUGCUGAGUCAGCCAUUGGUAUCCAAAUACUUUAGUACUUUCUAGUUCGAAUUCGUGUCACUAACUUGAAUAUAUUGUUCAAGUACUCGAGUAUUUUUGAUUGAAUUCGAUUAUCCUGAUAUUUCUUACUUUAAAAACAACAUCAAAACAGAAAUAAAAAAUGUGAUAAAAUACAUAAGUUUGUUAUAUUGGUCAGUUAAUAUAAAAAGGAAAACAGAAACCUGUAUUUUUCAGAUGGUACAGGGGGCCGAGACAUGAAGCUACUUAGCUGUAGCAGCAUAACUGACUUAGUAAUAAUAAAAUUACGACCGAAGUACAUGUUUCAAUUCGAUCGAAUUUCGUGUAUUUGAAUAGCUAAAUUUAUUUACGAAUGCGGCGCAUCACAUUUGUUGUACAACAAGCUAGUCCUUGUUGUUCAUCAAAUAAUAUAUUGGACGUGGUAGAGCCAUGCUGCAGCUAUAUUAGUAGUAUAGUUGUAGCACGAGUGGGUCGGCUCGACCGGGGAAGGACCACGCUCUCACAGAAUACCAGCGUGAAAUAGCAGCUUAAAACUGCUGUGUUUCGUAUGGUGAGUGUAGAGAAUCGGAUACCCUUUUUACUGGAAAAGAGGCAUUCAAUCUUAGUCCUCACGGGUGACAACGCAUCUGCAUUUUGAUUCGCAAAUGAGGAUAGAUGUAGAUGUUUAUGGGCCGCAGCAACCACUUACCAUCAGGUGGACUGUGUGCUCGUUUGUCACCCUAUCCUAUAAAAAAAUAUAUUUACGAUUGAGACCUUUAAAUCUCUGCUGCACAUCACUUACAU
Molecule: messenger RNA, 4538 nt
Organism: Parnassius mnemosyne (clouded apollo)
Lineage: Eukaryota; Metazoa; Arthropoda; Insecta; Lepidoptera; Papilionidae
Source: the annotation of a GenBank genome assembly